GGAGCCGCUCUCACCUGGCCACCCUUUGACUGUUCCGCUCGGAGUUCGCCUGCUUUUCGGACGAGACCCGGAGGACAGGAUGGCUUCUCAGGAGACCUCGAACGACCUGGGAUGCAGUUCGUCCGAGGAGGACAGUAACCGUGCAGACGUGAUAGAGAGCGCCGCGGAGGAGAAGAUGUCUCCGGUGGCGGUGGUGCGGCGGCAUCAUCAUCCGUUCAGCGUGGAGGCGCUCAUGUCCGGGAGGAAGACGGACGGUCGCGGCGGAGAGUCCGUCCGCCGCGACCUAGACGGAGGCUCGCUGGCGGCGUCCCCAACAGGUUUGAACUCCCUGUAUCUGUAUCGAGAGACGUGCAGUCCUCCCGGGGGACGCCAGAAGAGCUUAACGGCUGUGCCUUCGUCGCCGGUCAAAUCCGAGGCAUCAGAGUCGGAGGACUGCGCACCCUGGAUCACCAGCAGCGCGUUUUCCACACAGCCUCGUCACGUCGGUCCUGGCUGUCCGUUGAGGAAGCACAAGACCAACAGAAAGCCCCGCACUCCCUUCACCACAUCUCAGCUCCUGGCCCUGGAGAGGAAGUUCAGGCAGAAGCAGUACCUGUCCAUCGCCGAGCGGGCCGAGUUCUCCUCCUCCCUGACCCUGACAGAGACCCAAGUUAAGAUCUGGUUCCAGAACCGCCGGGCAAAAGCCAAGAGGCUCCAGGAGGCCGAGCUGGAGAAACUGAAGAUGGCUGCAGACGCUAAGACAGCGGCGGUGGCGGCCGCAGCAGCUGGAGGUUUACACCCUGGCUUUACGUUACCGCUGUCGCUGGGCGCCAUGUCACUGUAUGGACAAUCGUUCUCUGCCUAUCACCACCACCACAGACCCAUGAUGCCCAUUUCCCCUAUAGGACUGUACGCUGCGCCUCUGGGCUACAGCAUGUACCACUUUUCAUGAAUGGAAAUGCAACAAUGGAAAUAUCACUGACUAUAGUGAAAUGUGCCCCCAAGGAUUCCCAAAAAUGGACAUGGAAGACGUGUGGCUGAUAUUGAAUAAAUAUAUGUUUUUAAUAUAUCUUCUGCACAAGGAGGGUUUGAAUCGACUUUCUAAGCACUUCAAGUCAAAUACAAAAUCUAUUUUUUUCCCCACAGCAAGGAUAAAUAAAACUUACUGUAGAUGCCCUCUUGCCCCUCGGAUUGCCUGUUUACAAUCAUUUUCUGAAAUGAGGAGGGGCGUUACGGUCCAGCUGUUUAUGCUCUUCACUUGUUUACUUUUGCAAUAAUUGAGCUGGGCGAGGACUUGCACUGGGCACAAUAAUACAAAGUACAACUUUUCACUCAAGCCUUUCUCUUCAUUCGAUGCAGUGCCUUGUGUGUCGAAAAGGGCCUUAAUUAAUAUUAAGACACUUUGUACAUGUGUGUGGAUGAUGAGUGUUUCAGCAGCUCAGGCCAAAUAAAACAUGUCACUGAAGCAUUCUUUUAAUUUCCACUCUACAAAAGUGUCUGCUUUUCAAUAACUGCUCUCCUUUUCAAUUUCAAAGACCGACCAAUUCAGGUGUGUGUGUGUGUGUGUGUGUGUGCGCGUGCGUGCGCGUGCGCUCAAAGACAGGGAGGUUUAACCCUCAAAUUAUCCAUCACAAUGACAAUUUAUACUAACUUCUUCAUCUUUUAUCUCUUGCAGCAAUAAAUAAUAAUCUUUUUGAACUAUAGUUAUGCUGGAAAUGUAUGAAUGCCUCAAGUUUUCUAUUUAUGUGAGAAUAUGGUACAAAAGGUCUUUCCAAAAGUGUAUUUAUAUUUUUCUUCCGGAAUGUCCCUUUGAAAGGUACGUACAUUAUGCUAUGCAGUUUAUAUAUAAUUUUUUUUCCACCAAUGUGUUAUCAUUUAAAUGAACAAAACAA
Molecule: messenger RNA, 1871 nt
Organism: Cyclopterus lumpus (lumpfish)
Lineage: Eukaryota; Metazoa; Chordata; Actinopteri; Perciformes; Cyclopteridae
Gene: msx2b
Product: muscle segment homeobox 2b
Exons: 2
Coding region: 80-931 (283 amino acids)
Biological process (GO): embryonic morphogenesis; regulation of transcription by RNA polymerase II
Cellular component (GO): nucleus
Molecular function (GO): DNA-binding transcription factor activity, RNA polymerase II-specific; RNA polymerase II transcription regulatory region sequence-specific DNA binding
Source: RefSeq, a predicted model, not a curated record